This is a messenger RNA of Rubroshorea leprosula, 1135 nucleotides long. Lineage: Eukaryota; Viridiplantae; Streptophyta; Magnoliopsida; Malvales; Dipterocarpaceae. The record is from the annotation of a GenBank genome assembly.
AGGUAAAUAUAUAUAAUCUUUCAUUCAUUUUCUCAAGGAAAACAUACGAUCUUGAACAUUAAAUGGAAAAUACAAAGAGAAAGAAAUUAACAAACAAAGCAACACCCACGGCGGAAUUCUUCAAGGAAAAGCAGAUCCAGAUCUGAUGGGAGGGAUCCCACCCACGAGACCAGGCUCCCAUCGUCCCCUUCACCACCGUUCCCAGAAAAACUCCUCUGUUCAAAGGUUUACCUAAACAAAGCAGACACGGUAAACAAGUCCUCCGUCAACUCCGAAUACAAAACCGAGUCCCCUUUCAACAGAAAGCUCUUCCUUUUCUCCGCCGGCAACACCAGAACCACCAAAAAAAAAUCCCCCCCUUUUCUAACCUAAAACCCUCUAUUUAUACUCAAACCAAAACCAACCCUAAAAACCCUAAAAAUCCCAACCGGAACCUUCCAGAAAUCACUCUCCGGGCUUUUCUGUGUCCACGGUUUUGGGCUCCUCCAAUCACCAGAAUUUUGCAAUGCAUUUGGGCCUCUCUGGUCUUUACCUUUUUUUACAAACUCUGCGAAAUGCAUUUGGGCCUUAAAUCCACGCCCAAUUCAUCCGGUCGUCACCCACUCGUGCAUAGAUUUCCUCUGCAAAUCUAUUCCAGUUGCAGGGAGAUCGGGAUUUUGCCAACUCGUCGAAGCUCCGCGUGCACACCACCGCCAUCGCUGGUUGGUAGAUCUGGCUUUCCUCUCUCUGGUUCCGAUGCUCACUCGCCAGCGUGGGUCAUGGUGGCUCGUGGGGAUGGUCUUUUGCACGGCUGUCGGCAACCCAAGCUUCCAGAUAGCGGAAAAGGGAUGGCCGGGAUCUGUGCAAGGAAGAAAGGGGAAACCGAAGGAAGAAAGAAGCCGAGGGUUUCAUGGGAGGGGAGGAAUCUUGGGUAUGGAGGGAAAGCUCGGUUGGAGAAGGAGAAGGAGAAGGGAGACGGUAGAAGGAGGAGGUGGUUGCCGGCUGUGGUGAUGAUGAAAUCGGUAAGAUGAUGGUGGUGAUGGUGAUCGGAGAAAGAGGAUGAAGAUGGCUGCUGGUUGCUAGCAGAAGGAUGGGGAGGGUUCGGGAGAAAAAGAGAGAAGGCCGAGAGUGAGGGUUGACCGAAAAAUGGGGGAAG